Molecule: messenger RNA, 411 nt
Organism: Vicia faba (fava bean)
Lineage: Eukaryota; Viridiplantae; Streptophyta; Magnoliopsida; Fabales; Fabaceae
Source: the annotation of a GenBank genome assembly
AUGGGAGAUCAAAUGGCGAGAGCAGAGGAUUUUGAGAAUAAGGCAGAAAAAAAGCUGAGUAGUUGGGGCAUGUUUGGUUCCAAAUUUGAGGACGCUGCUGAUCUAUUCGAUAAAUCUGCCAAUUCCUAUAAGCUCUCCAAAUCAUGGGACAAAGCAGGAUCCACCUAUGUUAAGUUGGAAAAUUUCCAUUUGAAGUUGGAAAGCAAGCAUGAAGCUGCCUCGGCUUACGUUGAUGCUGCACAUUGCUAUAAAAAAGUUAAUAUGAAUGGUACAGAAGAUCAUCCCUCAAACUUUGAAACUUCAGAAGCAAAGGAAGACUCAGAAGCAAAGGAAGACUCAGCAGAUCAUCCUCUUGACAAUGCUCUGGACAACUCAGAAUCUCUGAUCAACCCACUCAGAAAAGGUUUCUAG